UGCCUACGCGACAUUUCGACUUUUUCCACAAACGUUCACUUUACGGGUGUCCCGACAAAAUAAAUAAAUGAUUGAAAUUAAGGCGAAACUGCUGCGGGCGGACUCGGCCAUUUACGCUACUGGAGAAAAAGUCGAGUGUCUGAUUGAGUUCACCAACAAAGUCUUCUGCGACGAGCAAACCGCGUCUCAGGCCCGCGAUGCCAACGAAGCAAACAGCCGGGAAAACCUGGCAUGGGCCUCGGCACAGCUGCACUGCUACCGGAAAACCAGCUACUCCACUUCCGCUUCCGAAAGAGCCGCGGAGCUCACGGAGAUGAUCGGCAGGACGGCCUUAGAUGCGGUGACCCAGGCGCCGGGAGAUGUGAUUGUGGCCACUAAGCCCAAGAUCCUCUUCUGCGACCUCCGCUUACUCCCCGGAGAGACCAAGAUGUAUUUUUUUAAUGAAUUCGUUCCACGCGAUGGCCCACCCACAUACAGAGGUCACAACAUCAGGUACUUCUACAAGAUCACCAUUGCUACCCAACGUGUCAAGUCCAAGGUGCAAACUUUGACCGUUCCCAUCCGGGUGUUGCCCAUUCCCAUAAUUUCCCGGCCCGAUGAGCUUCCCGUAACCGUAGAGACUAACGAGGAGCUGGCGCCCACUAAUCCAUUCCUGGAGAAGCGCGAGAUUAGCGAACUGGAGAUAUCUUGGCACCACCUUAAGAACGUAACCGCUCGGCGGGCACCGAAGUUCUAUCGCAUCUCGAACAAGCAUGGCUUUGUUGGUCGCUUUUGUUUGUUUAAGCCUGCCUAUAAACUUGGCGAGGACAUUGUAGGUAGCCUGGACUUUGCUCCUGGCGUAAACCCCCAAAAGGUGCGCUGCGUCCAGUUCUCGGUAAAGCUGCAGCAGCAGGAACUUUCUAUCCGACCGCAGUCAGUGCAUAAUCACCAGCUACAAUCCCAAUCCUCGACGGGCGAUGAUGGCUCCUCGAUUAACUCCUUUGAUAUGGCCAGCAUAGCUAGCGGAGUGGUUGCCGAUAACCUCCAGAAGUCGGCCACAUCGGCGAGCUCAUGGGAUAAGGAGGCGCGUGAGACAACAGGGAAACUUUCGACCAUUUCCACCUCCCACCAAGUGUGCUACGCCAUAAUCCAGACCCAGGUCGUGGUACCUAUUCCGCUGCAUGUAACACCCACAUUCUGCACUGAGCUUGUCGACGUCCGAUGGCGACUGCAUUUUGAGUUUGUGACCACCACUUUGAUGGACUUUGGCAAUCCAAAUCCGGAGUUCGGAGAGCUAAAAGCACCGGCCGAAAUACCCGUGGAAACGAUGGUAUGGAAUCUGCCCGUGACCGUCUACGCUGCGAAUCCUCUCCAGAUUUAUGCUCCAAACCAGACAUUUAACCUGCUUAUAAAAUGAAAGCAAGGCACUGUUGCGAUACAGAAUUCGUUGGCCUAAAUUUAAGUAAUCGCGAAAACUUUUUCUUCUCUUUACGUAACAAAAUAGUAAGAAGUAUGGUUUAAAAAUAUAAGAGAAUUAAUUAAAAUGUUAUUUCAGGCAGUGGCUACUUUACUUUUAACAAAGCUUUUUUUAAAAGUCUUCCUAAUCCAUCCGGAUGGACCCGCGUCUUUUUUAAAUACAAUAAUCGUUUUUAAAUAAAAUCAGCUACCGCUACACAGUUAGUAGAAAUGCGUGAAUACUGUACAGCCGUAUUCUUAGACGUUGGCUUGGCGGCUUAUUGUUAAAAGCUAAAACAGCUUUACCAGAAGGCACACAUAAACGUCUAGGGUCAUACAUCCAUGACAGAAAGUCUGCAAUUAAAAUUGAUGGUGGAGUACGCCAAGGCAGCGUUCUUGGUCCUACUUUGUAACUCAUCUAAAAACCCGACAUCCCUACAAAGGUCCGUUCAUGGUCCCCAAUCGAAGCUACAGUACAACUGGCACUGUACCUCAUAGUCGCUCUCUGACUGGCGAAUUGAAGUAAACGAGUAAAAAUGCAAGCACGUGAAACAGACAAGAUUGCCCACCACUCUUUUAAACAACAUACUACUCCCAAAAGCAGAGGAGGUAACGUACCUAGGUGUACACCUUGACAGAAGACUCACAUGGCGCAGGCACAUUGAAACCAAAAAAAUGCAUCUUAAACUCAAAGCCAACAACUUACACUGGCUCAUCAUCGCUGACUCUCCGCCGACAGGGGUUACUCUAUAAUUCUGUAUUGAAACCCAUCUGGACCUAUGGCUCACAGCUAAGGUGCAACGCCAGCAACAGCAAUAUAGACAUCACACAGCGAGCACAAUCAAAGGUUAGGAAUGAAAAUAUCCAAAGAGACUUAAAUAUUCCACCAGUCAUCAAUGCAGUUACAGAUCUUAAGGAAAACUAGAGAGAACGCUAUAGUCGAUUUCCCCGACUAUCUGAUACCCGUUACUCAGCUAGUGGAAGUGCGAAGGAGAGACUUCAACACAAACAGUUUUUGGCGGUUUGUGGGGGUUAGAGUGGGCGUGGCAAAAAGUUUUUAUUAACAAUUCGAUUUGCAAAGUUUGCAUAAUAAAUAAAAAAAUGAAAAAAUAU
Messenger RNA from Drosophila santomea, 2547 nucleotides. RefSeq names its product RAB6A-GEF complex partner protein 2. Gene Ontology annotation, biological process: retrograde transport, endosome to Golgi. Gene Ontology annotation, cellular component: Golgi membrane; Ric1-Rgp1 guanyl-nucleotide exchange factor complex. The coding region runs from base 68 to 1396 and encodes 442 amino acids. NCBI's taxonomy places the organism in Eukaryota, Metazoa, Arthropoda, Insecta, Diptera, Drosophilidae. The record is from RefSeq and is a predicted model, not a curated record. The transcript is spliced from 5 exons.